UUCCUUCCCCUCUUCCCCAUCGAGGCACUUCAACGCAGGCGCCUAGCAACGGCCGGCCUCUUCCUCGAUUAACCCGGAUGUGGAGGCCGCUUUCCCUCCUGAGGUGAAUGAGCGAGGCGGAGAAGAGGAGCCGGGGGACUACGGCGGUGGCGGCGGCGGCCUCUUGUCUCGCUGCGAGCGAAGGAAGCGGCCGCAGCCCGUAGGCGCAGCGGGGUCGGGAGAGCGCCGUGAGGGGGCAACAUGGGCUGCCGGUGACGGCCUCCUCUCCUUCCUUUCCUCCCUUCCUCCCGGCCCGGCCAUGUCGCCGAUGGGGAUCCGCCUGUCCCCGCUGGGGGUGGCCGUCUUCUGCCUGCUGGGGCUGGGCGUUCUCUACCACCUCUACUCGGGCUUCCUGGCUGGCCGCUUCGCCUUCUUCAUGCUGGGCGGCGGCGGCGGCGACGGAGGGGGGUCCCUUGGGGCCGGGGUCGCGGCGGGGGGCGGCGGCGUGGUGGACUUGCGGGAGCUGCUGGCGGCGUCUGUGGCGGCGGCGGAGAAGGGCGGCCUGGAAGUGCGGCGGGUCCGCGAGGGCAACGUCCUCAACGAGAAGGCCAAAGGCAAGACCCGCGAGGGGGCCGAGGAGAAGAUGACCAGCGGAGACGUCCUGUCCAACCGCAAGAUGUACUACUUGCUCAAGGCCGCCUUCCCCGGCGUGCAGAUAAAUACAGAGGAACAUGUAGAUGCAAAUGACCAGGAGAUAAUUUCCUGGGACCGAACUAUUCCUGAAGCUAUAAAGAGCCAAAUUCAGCCCAAAUUGGUCCAAGCAGACAGUGUUACUGUAUGGAUUGAUCCGUUAGAUGCAACUCAAGAAUAUACAGAGAAUCUUCGACAGUAUGUUACUACUAUGGUCUGUGCUGCUGUAAAUGGCAAGCCAGUGAUAGGAGUAAUACACAAGCCAUUUUCUGGAUACACAGCCUGGGCAAUGGUAGAUGGAGGAUCAAAUAUUAAGCCACGCUCUUCCUACAACGAGCAGACUCCAACGAUCAUUGUCUCCCGGUCUCAUGAAGGGAAAGUCAGGCAGCUUGCUUCACAGACAUUUGGAAAUAAAAGUAGGAUCCUUAGUGCUGGUGGAGCAGGAUAUAAAGUUCUCUCUCUCCUGGAUGUUCCUGAGACAGACCAGGCAAAAGCUGAUGUGUACAUUCAUGUAACAUACAUCAAAAAGUGGGACAUCUGUGCUGGCAAUGCAGUGCUGAAGGCCUUGGGGGGUCAAAUGACUACACUGGCUGGGAAGGAAAUAAGUUACACUGGUUCAGAUGGCAACGAAGAUGGGCUUUUAGCUAGCAUCAACAUAGACCACAGAGCACUGGUUGAAAAACUGCCUGCACUAGACAAGAUGUCACAGAACUAAAUUCAGAAAAGUGAACAAGUCAAGUCAUGCUUCUAGAGCCACAAAGUGGUCUGUUACAGGCGGGCGAAUGUGGGACUGGCUUUUGGAAGAUGGCACCCUCAAACAAAGGAGUGUGCUUUUGGAGAACUACUUCAACCUUGGCCUCCAUCAAGACCAUGGCAGUGUUCAGAAGCAAGAUGGUUGGGAUACAGUGUCUUCAAACUUCAGUGUCAACCUUUUAAUUUUGGGAGUGUUUAGUGUCCAUAACACAGUGGAGACCAGAUCAGUGCUUACAAUAACAAAAGCUUGUUAAAGAUUUGGUUCUGGUAAACUUUCACAUUCUAUUAUAGUAUUCUUUGAUUGUUCGAGAAGAAACUAUUUGGUUUAGGUCAAUUGAAAUCAAUGGAUAAAUAUUCUUCAUUCCUUUGGGACACAAGUCUAAGAAGACCAGAGCAUCUUCAUCGGACAGCUAUUCAUCUGGGGUACCAUUUGAAAUGAUAAAGGAAAUAUUUGGAUCUAUUUUAAUGUUUACCUGAAAAUUCAAACCAGCUUAAUGUGGAUGAGUGUUAAUAUUUGUGUGGUUUUAUUAUAAUUAAUCAUAAUGUUUUCUGUGUAUCAUUUAAAAAGAAAAUGGUUCCCCUGUACAGUUUCAACUAUUGAAUAUUGCCAUUAUAAGCUGUUAAGUUUCAUAACAUCCGGUGUUUGAGCUUACAGAGUAGUCAUUUAUCUUUUGUCAUCAUUUAUUAAGCUACCUGUUAAGAGAAACUGAUAUUUUUCCGCUGUAAAAUGAAGAUCAUGAAUGAUGUGAAACUUACAGGGAAUCUAAAGUGUCUUACUGGCUGUCAUAAAUGUUGCCUUCUAGAAAUUUCCUUUCAAAGGUGUGCCCCAGUUUUUCAUUUGCCUGUUCAAAAUGGCCACCCUAUUGUGAUGUUUGCAAUGCUUGAAUGCUGUAAGGGUUGUAAAAACUUGUCAAGGACUCAGAUGAACAUCAGUGCAAUUGACAGCUUCUUUUCCGCCUUUUAUUCAUGACAAAGAAACCAACCCUUUUGUUUCUUGAAGUAAAAAAGUAAACUCUUG
Messenger RNA from Rhineura floridana, 2440 nucleotides. It is a transcript of the gene BPNT2, whose product is annotated as 3'(2'), 5'-bisphosphate nucleotidase 2. The record is from RefSeq and is a predicted model, not a curated record. NCBI's taxonomy places the organism in Eukaryota, Metazoa, Chordata, Lepidosauria, Squamata, Rhineuridae. Bases 299 to 1384 code for a protein of 361 amino acids. Gene Ontology annotation, cellular component: endomembrane system. Gene Ontology annotation, biological process: phosphatidylinositol phosphate biosynthetic process. Gene Ontology annotation, molecular function: 3'-nucleotidase activity. The transcript is spliced from 5 exons.